GGCGGGCAGCGGGAGCGCCAUGUCGAUGGAGGACCCCUUCUUCGUGGUGAAGGGGGAGGUGCAGAAGGCUGUGAAUACUGCCCAGGGGCUUUUCCAGAGGUGGACUGAGCUCUUGCAAGAUCCCUCCAUUGCCACAAGAGAAGAAAUCGACUGGACCACUAAUGAGCUCAGGAACAACCUGCGGAGCAUCGAGUGGGACCUGGAAGACUUGGAUGAAACUAUUAAUAUCCUUUCUGCAAACCCACGGAAAUUCAACCUCGAUGCGACGGAGCUGGGUAUCAGGAAAGCCUUCAUCACGAGCACACGGCAGGUGGUCAGGGAAAUGAAGGAUCAGAUGUCAAACUCCUCCAUGCAAGCACUGGCUGAAAGAAGAAACAGACAGGCACUCCUGGGAGAAAGUGGGAGUCAGAGUUGGAGCACUGGACCUGACAAAUACAGCCGUCUGGACCGGGACCUGCAAUUAGCAAAUUCACACUUCAUUGAAGAGCAGCAAGCUCAACAACAGUUGAUUGUGGAGCAGCAGGAUGAGCAGUUGGAGCUGGUCUCUGGCAGCAUUGGAGUGCUGAAGAACAUGUCCCAGCGCAUUGGUGGGGAGCUGGAGGAGCAAGCAGUGAUGCUGGAUGACUUCUCCCACGAAUUAGACAGCACUCAGUCGCGGCUUGAUAACGUCAUGAAGAAGCUCGCCAAAGUGUCUCACAUGACAAGUGAUCGACGGCAGUGGUGUGCAAUUGUCGUUCUCUUCGUCAUCCUGCUGGUGGUGCUCAUCCUGCUUUUUGUCCUGUGAUGGACUGAACUUCCUCAGCUGCCCCCUCCGUGCCCCCUCGCCCCGGUGUCACAGGGAAAUGAAACUCUCACCGUUUCCGUCCGCACACAGAGAAACCUGCCCCCGGCUCCCAACAUUCUCCUCUGAGGACCAUGGUUCAGCUCUGCUGGUGUCUCACCGGGACCUGGGAAGAAGGGGUGCAGGACUGGAGCUGCCUCCUCCCCCAGUGCAGUGUGAUCUGGACCUGACCUCCAGGUCUGGACCCAGGCAGCUGGAGGGGGACUUGACCCCUUACCCUUUCACCUCGUGCAGGUAGGAGCUGGUUGCAGCAGUCCCAAGCCGCCUGUGGUCAGAUGCGAACACAGAGCAGCAAGCCCUGGGGAGGACAGGAGCGGGGAGGAAUUGGUUGAUUCACUGAGCAUUACAAACCGCAUUGCCAGCCUCCAGUGCUUGCCAGCCAAAGGCAUUACUGGGAGGAGUGGUGGUGUGGAAGUCCAUUCAGCCCUGGUGAGGGAGGGGAGCCCCGGCUGAGCUCCCGCUGCCCCACACUGCCUUCCUCCCAUGGGCUGGCUCCUGCUGCUGACUUACUGCCGAGGUACCACAGUGAGGCUCCAGCUGAGCUCACAUCCACCACCGCUUGGCAGAAGCCUGCAUGCAGGUGAGCCGUAGGGUGUCCUGUCCUGUCCUGUCCUGUCCUGCCAUCGGCCGGCUGGGUGUGAUGAGGAACCCCAGAGCUUUAAACUUGGGUUGCUGUAUGCCGAAAGCUGGCAAACAACCGUUAGCCGGAGAGGGAAUUUCUUAAAGCUUUUAAAAUUGCCUGCUUCGUUAUACAAGCCUCUAAAGCUCAUUGACUGAUGCUUUCUUUGCCCUUGUAUAACUGAGUAACUGCUUCUGUUUAACAGCUGCUUCCCUUUGGCAAGUGAUUUGUCAGGUCUAAAAUAACUUAUUUUUUUUAAGGAAAAAAAAAAAAACCUUUAAAAACGUUUUUGAUGACCGUUCAAGCCCCAUUCUCUCUGCGGGUGCACAGCAUGCAUUGUCAGAGGAAUGAAGCUCCAGUCUGUACUUUAAGUGCAUAUGAACUUGUAAAUAGGAUGUCUUAAUUUUCGCAGCUGCUUUUUUCUGACACCUCCAUUGUGAGCAACUGAAAGGCAGGAGAUUUAAAGCUAGGUCACAUUCCUGUAGUACUUCCCAGUCCUGUUACCUUUGAGUUGUCUCCGCAGUGUUGGAUAGCCUAGGUGUCUCCCUUGUACAGUGAAUGAGAAGUCAGCCAGGUGGUUGAUACCAGCAUGUGGUGAAUAAAGCUCACCCUGGCAGUAUCACAGGGGAGAAGUGCAGCCAGGGGGUUACGCUGCUAACACCAAUUAGAGGAUAUGGGGUGACUUCAGACAAACAAAAGCGAUUGCUUACUGAAGUCGUACUCCCAUAUUUAAGUUGCAAACACCAAGAGACUCAGGCCAGGCUGGCUUUACACCUCUCAUCUGGCUCUCAGAUGGGGCUGGGGGAGGAAGUUAAUUGGUGCUGUUACUAAUACUUCUGCUGCAAUUGCAACUCAUCCCUGGAGAUCACCCUCCUGGAGUGGUAAGCUCACCACCAGACAGCUUUACCUCUGGGAUGCUUAGCCUGGACUGAACACUUCUCCCCACCGCGUGUGUGGCUCCCUUCCAGCAGUUGUGUGAUGCUCCUGCCCUGCCACAGGCACUAGGUGCUGAGGGCCAGCAGCACUGUGCCUUCUGCAGCCACCAGACUGGGAUAAGGGGGUCUGAGAUGGAUCUGCCCUACCGCACACCUGGGUGGGUGCUUUCCUCAUCAAUGCACAUGUGCCCCGAGCAGCAGCCCACACUAACGGUUUCAGCUCUUUGGCCUUGUGGAGAACCUCAUUUAUUUUGGUGUCAUUGCAAGAAAUAUGUGGGGUCUCCUUUCCAGGGCUGCCUGUAACAGCAUCUGCAUGGGUCCUUGGGCUUAAUACCUCUCCAAGGGCAGGUUCCCAGGAGCGUGAGUCUAACCAGAGAGUGGGGAUCACUGUUGGCCGGUAUUUGCACACCUUUGAUGUUAUUUUCAGCAUGGUAUUGCAUCCUUCAGGAACAACUGAUGCUCCAUGCAGGACCGCACCACAUUUAGUCUGGCGCAGUGCUGGAGGUUGGCCCAGCUGCUGCCAUUGCCACAAGCCACCGAACAGCCUUCAGUCCGUUUUCUGUGUACAUUAGCUUUUUCUGUUGGUGGUGGUGCUGCUCCCUUUAACACUAAAUAAACUUACUGCUGCUGCUGUGCCACACUGGGCAGCGGCCAGGAUCACUGUCCCUU
Neopsephotus bourkii (Bourke's parrot) is the source of this 3064-nucleotide messenger RNA. RefSeq names its product syntaxin 6 (gene STX6). Gene Ontology annotation, cellular component: membrane. Bases 20 to 784 code for a protein of 254 amino acids. Gene Ontology annotation, biological process: intracellular protein transport; Golgi vesicle transport. Gene Ontology annotation, molecular function: SNAP receptor activity. The record is from RefSeq and is a predicted model, not a curated record. NCBI's taxonomy places the organism in Eukaryota, Metazoa, Chordata, Aves, Psittaciformes, Psittacidae. The transcript is spliced from 8 exons.